CAGGCUCCUCUCUACUGCUACUUCACAGCCCACACGUCUGCUACCUGCCGUCUCACUACACCCAACCCGCUCUAGCAUUACUUACUGCAUCACACUUUUGCCCUGAGCUUUCUUCCCCUCUUCUCCUCUGGUAGCAGAGCAGCAGUCCAAAACCAGCACUCCAGUGAUACUGGUGACUAACUGCAUUUGUAGCGUCGCCGUCCGGGCACACGUUGGCCGGGAGAACGGCCGGCCGGCCGGCCUGCCUCUGGCAGGACCACACAGGCUAAACACAUAGAUAUCUAAACGAUCGAUGGAGACGGUCGGCCUCCCUGCUGCGAGCUGGGUGGUGGGCAAGGCGCUGAGCCCGCUGUCCGGCGGAGUGCUGGAGGCAUGGGGUGCCAGCUCCAUGCUCGGACCCAACAUGGAGGCCCUGAAGUUGCAGCUGCUGUACGCACAGGCGAUGCUGAACAACGUCCGAGGCAGGGAGAUCCAUAACCCUGCCCUUGGUGAGAUGCUAGACAAGUUGCGGCAGCUUGCGUACGGGGCUGAGGACGUGCUGGACGAGCUCGAUUACUUCCGCAUCCAGGAUGAGCUCGACGGCACCUAUCAUGCCGCCGACGCUCAUGCUGCAGGCUGUGUCCAAGACCUCGCCCUCAACGUUCGCCACACGGCCAGAUCUUGUGUGAACAAGCUCAAGUUUCCUGUGUGCUCGCCUACUGCCAGGCGUGCCGUUCCUGACAAGCAACACUACGGUGGCAAACAAGGAUGCCUCUCAGGGCUCCGCUCGUGUGGCCGGCGUGAGAACAGCUCCUCACCACCAUCACCCGCCAACCAGCAGGGUGUCCAGGAAGUUCACUGUGGAUGCAUGCCUAAGGCUGCCCACAAUGUCGGUAAAUACUUACCUUGCUGCUCCUUAUUACCAUCUGUCGAUCAUGAUGCACAAACCGGCAUGGUGGGCAAUUCCAACAUGACUGGAAAUGAACACCGUUUCCGAUUUGCUUGUGCUGGGCCGUCCAAGAUAAAACAGACAAAUCACGAGACAAAAAUACCAAAAUUGAAGUUUGAUAGGGUGGAAAUGUCUAGAAAGAUAUUGGAAAUCACGGAGCAGCUGAAGCCAGUAUGUGCUCAGGUAUUCAACAUUCUUAAUCUAGAGAUAAUGAAAUCUAGCCAAACCCCUAACAAAGGCAUUGGUGUGGACAGACCCAAAACCAGCCCACAAAUUAUAGAACCAAAGUUAUAUGGGAGGGAACACCAGAAAGAUAUUGUUAUAGGUGAAAUUGUUAAGAGUGAAUGUUGUGAACUUACCGUGCUUCCCAUUGUUGGCCCGGGCGGUAUUGGGAAGACUACUUUCACACAACACAUAUAUGAACAAAUGAAGAGCCAUUUCCACGUCCCCAUUUGGAUAUGUGUUUCUCUCGAUUUUGAUGCAAAUAGGUUGGCAAAAGAUAUUUUGAAAAAAAUCCCCAAAGUUAACAAUGAAAACAAAAAUUGUAGUGCCGAAGAGCUUAUCAAACAAAGAUUAAAAGGAAAGAGGGUUUUACUUGUCUUAGAUGAUGUGUGGCAACAUCGUGAGAAUGAGUGGGAAAAACUGAAAGCUCUGUUUAAACAAGAUGGAGCAAAAGGUAACAUGGUUAUAGUCACGACUCGAAUACCCGGCGUGGCAAACACCGUUAAGACAACUAAAUGUUUAGUAGAACUGGAUCAUCUAUGUCCUAAAGAUAUCAAGUCGUUCUUCGAAGAAUGCGUAUUUGGUGACCAAAAACCAUGGGCUGAUCAUCCAAAAUUAUCUGAUGUUGGGAGCAAAAUAGUAGACAAAUUGAAGGGUUCCCCUCUUGCAGCAAAAACUGUUGGUAGACUACUAAGAAACAAACUUACAUUGAACCACUGGAGAAGCGUUCUAGAAAGUAAAGAAUGGGAAUCACAAACCAGCGACGAUGAUAUUAUGCCUGCUUUGAAGCUUAGCUAUGAUUAUCUUCCUUUCCAUCUGCAAAAGUGCUUUUCUUUUUGUGCUUUGUUUCCUGAAGAUUAUGGAUUUGGUAGCGAAGAGUUGGUUCACUUGUGGAUUGGACUAGAUAUUUUACGUUCAUAUGAUCAGAAGAGAAAAAGAAUUGAAGAUGUUGGACUUUGCUAUUUAAAUGAAUUGGUAAAUCACGGAUUUUUCAAAAUGAAUAAAAAGGAAGAUGGACGUCCUUAUUACGUCAUCCAUGACCUACUGCACGAGUUGGCUGUAAAUGUUUCAUCGCAUGAGUGUAUCAGCAUCUAUAGUUCGAACGCGAGGGACAUACAAAUUCCCCCAACCGUACGUCACUUGUCAAUCAUCGUAGAUAAAACCGAUGUCAAGAAUAAAAUGUCUUUUGAAGACUAUGAUGGGAAUUUGAGUGCACUAGCUAAAUGUUUGAAAGUUGAAAACCUACAUACUAUAAUGUUAUUUGGUGAUUACCAUGGAAGCUUUGCAAAAACUUUUGGUGAUUUAUUUAGGGAAGCUAGAGCCCUUCGCAUCAUAUUGUUGUCAGAAGCUACAUAUAAUAUGGAGGAUAUAUUGCACAACUUUUCAAAACUCGUCCAUCUUCGCUACCUAAGAAUCAAGUCCAAGAUUUACCAGGAAUUGGGCCUACCAAGUUCUUUGUUUCGAUUGUAUCAUUUACAGGUCAUUGAUCUAAAAAAUGAGUAUAAAUGCUUUAUUACAACUAGAAAUUUGGGCAACCUUGUAAAAUUGCGUCAUUUUCUUGUGCCGAAAGAAAGCUUUAAAUAUCAUUCUGACAUUUAUGGGGUUGGGAAACUAAAAUUCUUACAUGAACUAAAGGAAUUCAGAGUGGGAAAGGAGAGUAAGGGUUUUGAACUGAGUCAGCUUGGGCCACUGAGAGAGAUUGGAGGAUCACUUCACAUUUAUAAUGUUGAAAAGGUACAAACAAAAGAGGAAGCAAACGACUUGAAACUGAUUCACAAGAACCACAUAAGAGAACUCAUGUUAGAAUGGGAUGCUACGCGAUCUAAUAGGGAUCCUGUACAAGAAGAAAAUGUUCUCGAAAGCCUUGUGCCCCAUUGGGAUCUUCAGAAGCUAUCCAUUAAAGGGCAUGGGGGAUCAAAUUGCCCAACAUGGCUAUGUGCCAAUCUCUCGGUUAAAAAUCUGGAAUCUCUUUGUCUCGAUGGUGUAUCUUGGAAGAAUCUUCCACCUGUAGGAGAGUUGUGGAUGGUUACUGAGCUUGGUGAAGAGUACCAGGAUUGUAGUAGUAUCUCACCUCCAAGCUUCCAUAAUUUGAAAAAACUUGAAUUAAAGGGAAUAUCUAUUUUGGCAAAAUGGGUCGGAAAUGACACUUGUCCAUUUUUUUCUCACUUGGAAGUGCUCAUCAUUAAAGAUUGCUCUAAACUCAUGGAGUUGCCGUUUUCUCAACCUACUGGCUGCCAAGCGGGGGAGUGGGAGGAGAAAAUGGCUUUGUUUCCUAAACUACAUGAGCUCGUCAUUGAAGACUGCCCGAACCUGGAGUCGUUGCCUCCUAUACCCUGGCGGGCCCAUGCUCCGUUCUCUGCUAGCAUAGAAAGAGUGGGAUCAGUUAUUGAGCAGCUAGCUUACGGAACAAAAUACAGGCUGAAAUUAAACUUGCAAAUUACGGGAAAGGACGGUGGUCAGGGUGAUGUGUUUUGGAAUGCGUUGAAUUUCUCUAAUCUAACAGAUCUAAAAGAGUUGCACAUGAAUAAAAUCCCUCCCCUGCCGCUGGAUGACCUCCUAGUGCUAACAUCUCUGAAGGUGAUCACGAUAUCUAAUUCUAGUAGUGUUUUGCUGCCGGUUGAAGGUGAGGAUCAUGGCAGUUACCAAUUUCCAGUCGAAGACCUCGAGAUCAUAACGUCUGAUACCAGUGGGAAAGAACUGACGCUGCUGCUCUCUUUCCUUCCAAACCUCUCAAAGCUGACCAUACACGAGUGUGAGAAUAUAACUGCGUUGGGUGUGGUUGAGCAUGCCGAAACUGUUUCUGGGGAGCAGCAGCAACAGACAGGAGUUGGAGAGGAGGAACCAAUAACAGCAGCUGCAGCCGAAGGACUGCUGCUCUUGCCUCCCCGGCUACAAGAGUUGUGGAUUGAAGCCUGUCCAAAGGUGAGCUUACUCCCCAAUCCACCGCCCGAUGACCACGCAGAAGCAGCAGCACGAGGAGGAGGAGGAGGAGGGGGUCUCCGACGUCUCCGCUCCCUCCGCUCGCUGCAUGUAUACAAUUCUCCCGAGUUCCUCUCCUCCUAUUCGUCCUCCUCCUCCUUCCCCCCUUUCCCAACCUGCCUGCAACAUCUCACCCUACGCAGGGUGAAGUACAUGGAGACGCUACAGGACCUCUCAAACCUCACCUCUCUCACCGAGUUAACCUUGAACAUACCGGGGGAUUCCAGAUCCGACGGCUUGUGGCCUCUCCUCGCCCACGGCCGUCUCACACAAUUAUCCCUCUAUACUACCUCCGAUUUCUUCGCCGGUUCCGAUCCCUCACGGCCGCAUGACGCUGAGGUUUUUUCCUCUUCCUCCAAGCUCGUUGAUCUGGCGACGGCCAGCAACACAGGUUUCCUUGCCGCGCCCAUCUGCAGCCUCUUCUCUUCCACCCUCACCAGAUUGCAACUCAGUUUGGACAAGGAGGCGGAGCGCUUGACAAAGGAGCAAGAGGAGGCCCUUCAGCUCCUCACCUCCCUCCAGGUGCUCUGCUUUUUGUUUGGGGAAAAGCUGCAGCGCCUCCCUGCAGGGCUACACAAGCUUAUCAACCUCAAGGAAUUAAGUAUCUACUCUUGUACUGCCAUCCGGUCGCUGCCGAGCCUUCCGAGCUCUCUGCAGGGAUUAGAGAUAGAUACCUGUGGUGCCAUCCAGUCGCUUCCGAACUCUCUCCCGAGUUCUCUGGAAAGAUUGAAUAUCUCCUGUUGUGGUGCCAUCAAGUCGCUGCCCAAAGACGGCCUUCCAAGUUCAAUGCUAGAGUUAGAUGCCUUUUAUGGCAACAGCGAGGAGCUCAAAAGGGAGUGCCGCAAGUUAAUAGGAACCAUUCCGAUAAUCAGAGCCUGAGCAGUCCAAGGGUUCUACUUCAGUUUGUAUAUUCUUCUAGCCUCCUAGAAUUGCCCUCUCUGCGAAGCACGGUUUCUGGUUGCCAGCGGGAAGCAUGAUGUUCUCAACUUGUAUCUUCCAUCCUGCGCAUAAACUGGGUUCUUCGAUUGGUGUAUUCUUCUAGCCUCCAACAAUUCUCUCUGUACAAUGCCAAGAAGGCAAGAACUGUUCUCGAGUGCAAGCAUGACUGUCUCAAAUUUUAUUUUCCGUGCUGCAUCCUGCACAUAAUGCUGUGGCCAGCAGGGCUCGUCCAUGGAGUUGCAUGUGCAUUCUUCCAACCUUGAUGAAUUCUCUGUAUUCAUGCACUGUUUGCACAACAUAGCUUUCAGUGGUAUCUCCCUGAGCAUAAAUUGAUAAAUAUGGGCUCUAUCUAGGAGUUUGUACAUUCUUUAGCCGCUUCUCUGUAUCCAUACACAGAUGGUACAUGUGGUCUUCAACCUAUAGAUAAAUCCGGAGAUCUGGGGUUAUGCCAGAUUGUGCUCAAUGUGCAAUUGUCAAACUCUUAUUGCCUCAUGAGACCUUGGUUAGAGAACUUCCUACUUUCUUGAUUAGUUGGUAGUCUAGCUUUUGAGCAUGCUUAUAACAUGUGAAUUCAUUGCCAGACAAUAAACGAAAUGACAUAAGAGAGUUUUCAGUUGAUACAAAAAAGGUAGAGAUAACUUGUUGUUAGGCGAUUGGUGAACAUUGAUUGAGCAAAAAGGCAUGAGCUUGCUAAUUUUAUUCAUAAAGCCCCCAAGUUAAGUAUGGUGAAGCUGAUUUUAUUCUCUAAUUGAUCCGGAAUAUUUUUUCUGUCCCACCAAUGUCAUAAUGAGAGCAGAUUUCAUGAACCUUUAUUAUUGCAAUCUGGAUUUCAGUGCGUAUUGUUAAGUUUGAUGUUCUUCUAGUCUGAAGUCUUUCAAAGCCAGUCAUUCUUUUUGCGUAACUUAAUUUUUGCUAGCCUCUUUGACACUCGGCAUUGCAUUCCUCCAUCGGAAUAUUGCAUAAUCCGCCAGUGGAAAUAUCCCAAUACCAGAAAUUAAACCAGUUCUUCCAUGUGUUCACACCAUACCUACCUAUAUAGUGCAUCUCUCGCUAUUCCAUAGUAGUUGAUUAUGCCUUAAGAACACUUGUCAGACCUCGAGAAGAUUCAGAAGUGCUUUAUUGUCAUUGACAUCAAUCCUGCAAAUUCUACCAUCAUGAAGAGCUAUAACCAUCAGUGUUGAUGCCUCUCUCACACACAAAUGAAAAAAAAAUGGAAAAAAAAUGAAAAGAGAGAGGGGCACGACCAUUCAAAAGAUUGAGGGUUCAUACUCAAGCAGGAGGAAAUAGUCAUCAGCGCUUCUGUCCAGGGGCUAAUCAAACUACUACCUAUGCAAUAUCGAUAACGGGAACAUCUUUUGUGUCCUGGGAUCACCUUACAUUGCAUUGGUCUCUCAAUUGUUUCUUUGGCGUGAGUCCAUUCUCUCCCCCAUCCCCUGCACACUAUUUUUUCCUAUGACUGGAAUAUGAAAACUUCUUUGUACUGGAGUUGAACUCUUAUUUAGCUUUACAAUCUAGAUUUCAGAUUUGCUCAUUCUUUGCACUACCUUGCCGAGCUCCAGAUAAGCUUUCCACAAAGAUAAAUUAGAUAGGAAAUACUUUGGGCGCUGGCCAGCCAAGACGAAUACUGUGUGAUGAGAGUAAUUCCGGAUCAUGACGAGGUAAUUCACUAAGUACCUGCUCUUGGAAGGUUAAUUGAGGGAAUAAAAUUGUUGGCUACUCUUGUUUUCUUUUGUUCAUGUCAAUGAAGUCAAACAACCGAGUGAGUUGGUGUUAAAAAAACUUAUAUAGCUGUAAUUGGUGAUCCACACUCUGAUACAAUAGAAUCCAUCUCAUAACUCUCCAUUCCCUACUGGCAAUGAAUGAAUGCUGUUAUUUAAGCUUGUGCUCAAUUGUUAGCUUGCUACUUUGAUAAGUUUGUGGGAAGUGUCUCUCUACCCGAAGUUUAUGUGGAUUUUAAUAAUUGUUUGCACAUGAACACUUGUUUGCAAUCUCUCUAUGCAAGAUUUCAGGUAUUUUGCAAGCACGUGGGGAAGUUGAAUCAGAAGACCUGUGGAAAAAUCUGGUCCAUCACUUAUUGUGAUUUGAGACCUCUUUUUUUUCUCUCGAUGGAAGAGUCAGCAAGGGAGAAGCUUACGAUGAAUCAUACCUUGUAUUUCUGCUUGUGGCAACUUUCUGCUUAACAAUGAAGAGCGAUUGGUUUUGUGACGUAUUCUUUUUCCUUUACCUUCUGUCGUAGGUUUCAUACGAUUGGUACUAAAAGUGGUCUAUUUUUUCAAUCUGGAAAACUAUUUUCAGUGUAAUGCAAUUCUUUGCAAUAUCUUCAUAUCUGAGCGCAUGUUUUGAUGUCCA
Molecule: messenger RNA, 7417 nt
Organism: Brachypodium distachyon (stiff brome)
Lineage: Eukaryota; Viridiplantae; Streptophyta; Magnoliopsida; Poales; Poaceae
Product: disease resistance protein RGA2
Exons: 7
Coding region: 293-5008 (1571 amino acids)
Biological process (GO): defense response to other organism
Molecular function (GO): ADP binding
Source: RefSeq, a predicted model, not a curated record